CAGUGCUUGGUAAAACCUUGCUUUCGAACACACAGAGGCUGGUGACAGAGGUGCUGGGCUGAAGGUCGAGGCUUGUUUCUUGCAAGGAUUUCCCCAAUCCAGGCCUCAGAAUUUCCCCAAACCACCGUAAAGAAUGGACAGAAUUUGUGGCUAUAUGUGAAUAACAUCCUGUUGGCAAAACUCCUGGAAUUAAUUAAACAUUCAGGAAUAGCUCUGACAGGUGUCAUCAAGCUGAUGGCCAUCUAGUAUCUGAAGUCCCUCAAAUUGUAACCUGAAUCAGGAGAUGGAAGGCUGUGAAGUCAACAUAGAGCAACCGCCACAGGCAGCCAGCUGCUGGUAAAAGGAAGAUCUGAUGGCUUUUAUAAAGGUUCCCUGUCUGCGUCUGUGUUAUUAAACAAUCAGAUCUGUUGCCAUGGCAAUGGAAAAACUGGAAGAGAUGGAGAUAAACCAUGGGAAAUCAGCCAAUGGCCUCAAGAAAGGUAGUUCACCACAGGAAAUAUCAUGCAUGGACUUGAUCUAUGACGAUGAGGCUGAAACCUCUGACCACGUGACUGAGCAGGAGCCACAGACAGGCUACAUUCCUAUUCGAAGAAAUUCCAGGUACUAUCGCUCCAUCAGACGUCGGAACAGAGAGAGAACACAGAGUGAUAAAGAAAUACAAACUAAACAUGCUGAAGGUUCACUAAGAAAUGGUAUUACUAGAAAUGAACUUCUGACCAAAGAUGAACUGUUACGCAUAUUCCACAAGGGUCUGUCUCUUCAUGUAAAACCAGAUAUGACAGCAACAGAAGAGCAAUGGUUUCAAAGGCUGCUUCCUUCCUACCCCGGUUACCGUGGCAACCGCCCGGACUCCCCCGGCCCCGCGCCUGCUGCGGAAUCGCUCCGUAGCAGCAGCAGCAGCAGAGCGAUGCUAAAAUGCCAUCAUUCUUCCCACACGUUUCCGUUCAUGUUCCACACCUCACUGGAUUUACUGAUCUCUUCACCAGGAGCACAGGGUGUUCAGCAUCCAGAGCCCCACAGAAAGGAAGUGAGGGGUGCCUGA
Messenger RNA from Pogona vitticeps (central bearded dragon), 1042 nucleotides. Lineage: Eukaryota; Metazoa; Chordata; Lepidosauria; Squamata; Agamidae. The record is from RefSeq and is a predicted model, not a curated record.